AUGGCUACCCCAAAGGAAUUUCGCCAAAAACAAGAAAAUUACGAACCAGUUAAAAAGCCACUACACGUGACCGCUAUAUAUAAUAAUAUAACAUAUAUUAAAUAUGGCACUUUAAUAUAUUUUCGUAUUUCUGUUUUACAGGUUUGGAGUGAUGUCACAUCUUUGACAUUCAAACAGUUGGCUAUCAGGAAUACAGAUAUCGAUGUAUUGUUUGCGGCUCAUGAACACGGGGAUCGUCAUCCGUUCGAUGGAAUCGGAGGAACGUUAGCUCACGCUUUCUUUCCUGAGUUUGGUGGUGACGCACAUUUUGAUGAUUCCGAACCUUGGUCUGUUGACAGUUGGAAAGGGGUUAAUCUCUUUCAAGUGGCGGCGCAUGAAAUUGGUCACUCUCUCGGUUUGGCUCAUUCUGAUGUCAACGAUGCUUUGAUGGCACCGUUCUAUCGAGGAUAUAAACCAAAUUUUAAACUAAGCAGAGAUGAUAUAGCUGCAGUACAAGAACUCUAUGGAGAUAAAUAUUAUCGAUUGUCAGGAACAGGAAUUGAUGUAGGAUAUCCGAGAAAAAUUGAAUGGGACUGGUUCGGUGUCACUGGUCCUAUUGACGCAGCCCUUACCUGGGAUAAUAGCUACACAUUUAUAUUUAAGGGUGAUGAAUAUUGGAAGUUUGACCACAUGAAAGCAGUCAGUGGAUAUCCACGUAAAAUACGCGAUGGCUUCAAGGGAGUGCCGGAUAAUAUAGACGCAGCUUUUGUAUGGGGUGGAAACGGAAAGACUUAUUUUAUUAAAGGUCAGCUUUAUUGGAGAUGGGCUAAAUAUGGAGUAGAUUUUGGUUAUCCAAAGCAGCUGAACGUCUGGGUUAACCUUCCCUCCCGUGUUACCGCGGUGUUCAAAUGGCAAAAUGGAAAAACCUACUUCUUCAAAGAUGACACCUACUAUAGAUUCAAUGACAAAAACUUUAGAGUUGAUGAAGGCUACCCACGUAAAGUCAGUACUUGGUGGUUAGGAUGCAAUGACGACACACAAAAUCAAAUGCACCACAACGUGCAUUCAAUCAUCACUGCUCAUCCAAGUAUUCUAAAUCCGCCACGGACUCGGAAACCCCCAAGAGGUAGUCAAGACGAAAAUGAAAAUAUGCAAACGAAAUUACAAAUUACACAGAAUGAGGCAUACCGAACAAAUUGUCACAUCACUUUAUUGCUAACUACUUUUUUUACAAUAGUGUUCUUUCUAAGGCAAUGAUGUUGCAGAGGAAAUAACUUCAAAUUAAACAACAAAAUAAAAUCGAACAAAAGAAAAAAUAUUUAAAAGAUAAGGAUAAUAAUUAUAAUACUAUAUAAUUAUUAUUGAUAUUAAAUAAAAAUUAUAACUAUAAUAAUUUUUAAAACAAAAAAGAUAAUAUUAAUGCUAAUGAUAAUAUUAAUGAUAACAAUAUUAGUGGUGGUGAUGGUGAUUAUAAUGAUGAUGAAGAUGAUGAAGAUGAUAUUAUUAAUUAUAAAAUCAUAAUUAUAAUAUUAAAAUUUACGAUAUA
Messenger RNA from Octopus bimaculoides (California two-spot octopus), 1525 nucleotides. RefSeq lists its product as uncharacterized. The record is from RefSeq and is a predicted model, not a curated record. Lineage: Eukaryota; Metazoa; Mollusca; Cephalopoda; Octopoda; Octopodidae. Gene Ontology annotation, biological process: extracellular matrix organization; collagen catabolic process; proteolysis. Gene Ontology annotation, molecular function: metalloendopeptidase activity; zinc ion binding. Gene Ontology annotation, cellular component: extracellular matrix.